GCCAUGGCACUUAUCAGUCUCACUUGGGAGACCCAGAAGCAGAGAGGGGUGCAAUUGUUCCUUCAAUGGGCUAUCAUGCAAGGAGUUGCAAUGCUUCUACAAAAUAGAUAUCAACGGCAAAGGCUUUGUACACAUAUUGCACUCGGCAAGGCUAGGAGAAUGGACGUUGUUUGGGGAGAAACUGCUGGAGUCGACGGUCAACUAUGGUUGUUGGCACCCAUUCUAUUCAUAUUACAGGGUUUUGAAGCAUAUGUCGGAAUUUUGCUACUUAAAGCUGCACUAGCUGGUGUUGUUUUUGAGUGGCAGUUAAGAAGUAUGUUUUGAGUAUUGUUAUGUGGAUGCUUGGAGAAGUAUUGCCAUGGGUUUUAUAUUUGUGAUUUACUUUGCUUUUAAGAUUAAAUUCUUAAUUCUAUUUCAGUAUUUGCUUGAGUAA
Camellia sinensis is the source of this 433-nucleotide messenger RNA. The record is from RefSeq and is a predicted model, not a curated record. Lineage: Eukaryota; Viridiplantae; Streptophyta; Magnoliopsida; Ericales; Theaceae.